This is a messenger RNA of Macrosiphum euphorbiae (potato aphid), 657 nucleotides long. The record is from the annotation of a GenBank genome assembly. NCBI's taxonomy places the organism in Eukaryota, Metazoa, Arthropoda, Insecta, Hemiptera, Aphididae.
AUGAAGAUGAUCGGCCGCCCAAGUCAAAUCCUGUCGGCCUCCAAGAGCAUCAAUUGUCUAUUGAAGAAUCCCGCGGUCACCCAAAUCUGCCUCAGAAAUGAAUCUACCAAAAUCCAACCGGCAUCUCAAGACACAAAUAUAGAAGAAAAACCAUAUCGUCCGUACUCACCAUUUCAAAAAACAAACAAUAUGGCUGAAUAUGCUGUUGCUCGAUUGGACGAUGUCUUGAAUUGGGGUCGUAAGCACUCCCUCUGGCCUUUGACUUUUGGAUUGGCAUGUUGUGCUGUUGAAAUGAUGCAUAUAGCUGCUCCUCGAUACGAUAUGGAUCGAUAUGGUGUUGUAUUUCGGGCAUCACCUCGUCAGGCUGAUCUUAUUAUAGUUGCGGGAACACUGACAAACAAAAUGGCACCAGCUUUGAGAAGAGUUUAUGAUCAAAUGCCCGAUCCAAAAUGGGUUAUUUCAAUGGGAAGUUGCGCAAACGGUGGUGGUUACUAUCAUUAUUCAUACUCUGUAGUAAGAGGAUGUGAUAGGGUUAUUCCAGUCGACAUUUAUGUACCAGGUUGUCCACCAACUGCAGAAGCAUUGAUGUAUGGUAUCCUACAAUUGCAGAAAAAAAUUAAAAGAAUGUCACUUGCCCAGAGUUGGUAUAGAAAGUAA